This is a messenger RNA of Dentiscutata erythropus, 496 nucleotides long. The record is from the annotation of a GenBank genome assembly. Lineage: Eukaryota; Fungi; Glomeromycota; Glomeromycetes; Diversisporales; Gigasporaceae.
GGAGUUGAACUUUUCAACACAAGAAAUAGGGAUGAAAUUUGAUAUUGGGUCUUCAAUAGUAUCUAAAACUUCUAAAAGAGAAGAGGAAACAGGAGAGAGAAAAAAGAGAGAUAAGUUAGAAUGUGCUUAUAUUAAUCAGACCAAAAAAUUUGGAGGUGGAAGCAUAAUGGUUUGGAGUUGCAUAACUUCGUGUAGUGUUGGUGAGAUAUGCUAUAUCAAAACUCAUCUGGAUAAUGAAAGUUAUCGUGUAAUUCUAGCCAAAGAUCUUUUUGGCACCUUACUCGAACAUAACUUGGAGCUUAAAGAUAUUAUUUUUCAAUAUGAUGGGAACUCAAAACACAGAUGGCCCCCUUAUUCUCCUGAUUUGAGCCUAAUAGAAAAUAUUUGGAGUGAGGUAAAAAGAUGUUUAGAAGAGCGUCUAGAAGAGCAGCAGCAAGAACCAGCCACAAAAAAUGAAAAGCUAAAUAAAUUGUGGAAAAUGGUAGAAGAAGAAUAG